Molecule: messenger RNA, 6775 nt
Organism: Jaculus jaculus (lesser Egyptian jerboa)
Lineage: Eukaryota; Metazoa; Chordata; Mammalia; Rodentia; Dipodidae
Gene: Itgav
Product: integrin subunit alpha V
Exons: 30
Coding region: 26-3187 (1053 amino acids)
Biological process (GO): cell-matrix adhesion; integrin-mediated signaling pathway; cell-cell adhesion
Cellular component (GO): external side of plasma membrane; integrin complex
Molecular function (GO): integrin binding
Source: RefSeq, a predicted model, not a curated record
GCUCGGCUCCCCCCGCGCUCCGGCCAUGGCUGCGGAGAUGCGCCCCCGGCCGCUGCGCUUCUGUCCCCGCCGCGGCCGCCUCCUGCAGCUGCUGCUCCCCGCGCUCCUGCUGCCCCUCGGCGGCGGCGCCUUCAACCUGGACGUGGACAGCCCGGCCGAGUACUCCGGCCCCGAGGGAAGUUACUUCGGGUUCGCCGUGGACUUCUUCGUGCCCAGCGCGUCCUCCAGGAUGUUUCUCCUGGUGGGAGCCCCCAAAGCAAACACCACCCAGCCUGGGAUUGUAGAAGGAGGGCAAGUCCUCAAAUGUGACUGGUCAUCUAGCCGCCGGUGCCAUCCAAUUGAAUUUGAUUCAACAGGCAAUCGAGAUUAUGCCAAAGAUGACCCUUUGGAGUUUAAGUCCCACCAGUGGUUUGGAGCCUCGGUGAGGUCAAAACAGGACAAAAUUUUGGCCUGUGCUCCAUUGUAUCACUGGAGGACGGAGCUGAAGCAGGAGAGAGAGCCUGUUGGAACUUGCUUUCUUCAAGAUGGGGCAAAGACUGUUGAGUAUGCUCCCUGCAGGUCAAAAAAUAUUGAUGCUGAUGGACAGGGGUUUUGUCAAGGAGGAUUCAGCAUUGAUUUUACUAAAGCUGACCGAGUACUUCUUGGUGGUCCUGGUAGUUUUUAUUGGCAAGGUCAGCUCAUUUCUGAUCAAGUUGCAGAAAUUGUAUCUAAAUAUGACCCAAGUGUUUACAGCAUCAAGUACAAUAACCAGCUGGCAACUCGGACUGCACAAGCAAUUUUUGAUGACAGUUAUCUGGGUUACUCAGUGGCUGUUGGAGACUUCAAUGGUGAUGGCAUAGAUGAUUUUGUUUCAGGAGUACCAAGAGCAGCAAGGACAUUGGGAAUGGUUUACAUUUAUGAUGGGAAGAACAUGUCCUCCUUAUACAAUUUUACUGGUGAGCAGAUGGCUGCGUAUUUUGGAUUUUCUGUAGCUGCCACUGACAUUAAUGGGGAUGAUUACGCCGAUGUGUUUAUUGGAGCACCGCUGUUCAUGGAUCGAGGCUCCGAUGGCAAGUUGCAAGAGGUGGGGCAGGUCUCCGUGUCUCUGCAGAGAGCUUCAGGCGACUUCCAGACCAUGAAGCUGAAUGGGUUUGAGGUCUUUGCAAGGUUUGGCAGUGCCAUAGCUCCUUUGGGAGACUUGGACCAGGAUGGCUUCAACGAUAUUGCAAUUGCUGCCCCAUAUGGGGGUGAAGAUCAGAAAGGAAUUGUUUACAUCUUUAAUGGUAGAUCAACAGGCCUGAAUGCGGUUCCAUCCCAGAUCCUUGAGGGGCAGUGGGCAGCUCAGAGCAUGCCACCGAGCUUUGGCUAUGCAAUGAAGGGAGCUACAGACAUAGACAAAAAUGGAUAUCCAGACUUAAUUGUUGGGGCCUUUGGUGUGGAUCGAGCUGUCUUAUACAGGGCUAGACCUGUGAUCACUGUAAAUGCUGGCCUUGAAGUCUACCCAAGCAUUUUAAAUCAAGACAGUAAAACCUGCUCACUGCCUGGGACAAUGCUUAAAGUUUCCUGUUUUAAUGUCAAAUUCUGCUUAAAGGCAGAUGGUAAAGGAGCACUUGCAAGGAAACUGAACUUCCAGGUGGAGCUUCUUUUGGAUAAACUCAAGCAAAAGGGAGCAAUUCGACGAGCACUGUUUCUCCAUAACAGGUCCCCAGGUCACUCCAAGAACAUGACCAUACUCCGGGGGGGACAGAUGCAGUGUGAGGAACUGAUAGCGUAUCUGCGGGAUGAAUCUGAGUUUAGAGACAAACUCACUCCAAUCACUGUUUUCAUGGAGUAUCGGUUGGAUUACAGAACGGCUGCUGAUGCAACAGGCUUGCAACCCAUUCUCAACCAGUUCACCCCUGCCAACGUCAGCCGACAGGCUCAUAUUCUACUUGACUGUGGUGAUGACAAUGUCUGUAAACCUAAACUGGAUGUUUCUGUAGAUAGUGACCAAAAGAAGAUCUAUAUCGGGGACGACAACCCUCUGACAUUGAUUGUGAAGGCACAGAACCAAGGAGAAGGCGCCUACGAAGCUGAGCUCAUCAUUUCCAUUCCACCUCAGGCAGAUUUCAUCGGGGUUGUCCGAAACAGUGAAGCUUUAGCAAGACUUUCCUGUGCAUUUAAGACAGAAAACCAAACCCGGCAGGUGGUGUGUGACCUUGGAAACCCAAUGAAGGCUGGAACUCAAGUUUUUGCUGGUCUUCGGUUCAGUGUACACCAGCAGUCAGAGAUGGAUACAUCUGUAAGGUUUGACUUACAGAUCCAAAGCUCUAAUCUUUUUGACAAUGUAAGUCCAGUUGUAUCUCACAGAGUUGACCUUGCUGUUUUAGCUGCUGUUGAGAUAAGAGGAGUUUCAAGUCCUGAUCACAUCUUUCUUCCAAUUCCAAAUUGGGAGCACAAGGAGAAUCCCGAGACUGAGGAAGAUGUUGGGCCUGUUGUUCAACACAUCUAUGAGCUAAGAAACAAUGGUCCAAGUUCAUUCAGCAAGGCAAUGUUGAAUCUUCAGUGGCCAUACAAGUAUAACAAUAACACUCUGUUGUACAUCCUUCACUAUGAUAUUGAUGGGCCAAUGAACUGUACUUCAGAUAUGGAGCUCAACCCUUUGAGAAUUAAGAUCUCAUCAUCACAAACACCUGAAAAGAAUGACACUAUUGCUGGGCAAGGUGACCGGAACCAUCUCAUCACUAAGCGGGAUCUUGCCCUCAAUGAAGGAGAUGUUCACACUUUGGGUUGUGGAGUUGCUCAGUGCUUGCGGAUCGUUUGCCAGGUUGGGCGACUGGACAGAGGGAAGAGUGCCAUCCUGUAUGUCAAGUCUCUGCUGUGGACGGAGACCUUUAUGAAUAAGGAGAACCAGAAUCAUUCCUACUCUCUGAAGUCAUCUGCUUCAUUUAAUGUCAUAGAGUUUCCUUAUAAGAAUCUCCCAAUUGAGGAUAUCUUCAACUCCACUGUAGUUACCACUAAUGUCACCUGGGGGAUUCAGCCCGCACCUAUGCCAGUGCCUGUGUGGGUGAUCAUUUUGGCAGUUCUUGCAGGACUAUUGUUAUUGGCUGUUCUUGUAUUCAUAAUGUACAGGGUGGGUUUUUUCAAACGUGUCCGGCCACCUCAGGAAGAACAAGAGAGAGAGCAGCUUCAACCCCAUGAAAAUGGUGAAGGAAACUCAGAAACUUAACUGUGAUCUUUCAUCUAUGCUCCAUCUUGACUAUAGUAUUAAAUCUCCUUCACAUGAAAAGAAAAUGUGAAGACUGUGUUUCUGAUGGUACUCAGUAGCCUCAGUUUAACCACAAAACUGAGAGCAGUAUUGGUCCAUUUUCUCUUUAUAAAUAAGUUCAAACUACAAUUACUACACAUACACUGACUUGUGUUUUUAGGUAUUUAAAUGAUGAAAUUUCAAAUGAUGGUUCUUAGUGUACAGAAGACAGGUUGGGCCUGACUUACUACUUUAUAUAGCAUCGUACCUCCUGUAAUUACUGUUUCUGCUUACAUGUUAGGAUCUGCUCUUCAUUGUUGUGGUUAUGUUAAGGCAAUUAGAAUCUGAGAGCCAUUCAAGGGUAGACCCUAGCAUCAGUAGUUCUCUGUAGGUACUUAGAACUUUAAUACACAUUACACUACAGGUAAGUUUUCAAGCUACUAAAGCCUUUGUAGUUGCAUGAAGCUGGACUUUAAUGUCAUUUAUAUUGUAGAACUUUUUUUUAAAGCACAUGAUAUCAUUAAAACAGGAUAUAGCUCAGUGGUAAAGCAUGUGCUUAUCGUGUGUAAAGCCCUAGGUUCUAUCCCCAGCACUAGAGGGAAAAUUUGUUUCCUAUAAUAACAAUGGUACAAUAUUUUCAUAUGAAAAUUGAGUACAUGCUUUUAAAUUUGUAUUUAUAUUUAAUCCACAAUCCAUUUUAUUACAUUUUAACUUGUAUAGUAUAAGUUCUAUGUCAAACCUUUUAAGCCACCCCAUACUAAAAUUAAUUCUACAAUCAUAAUUACCCUUUUGUUAAUAGUUUGACUUCUGUUAAAUAUGAUUAUGCCUAAAGCCAUAUGGAGUUGGCAGUUGUUUCCAAAGUACAUCUAUUCCAUUAUAUUUUUUGCCUGGUGAUUUGCAGUAUAUAAAAGAAAUUAUUGUAAUUGAAAUACUAUUCUGGUAGCUUAUUGAUAUCACUGCUUACUAGUAGUAUAUUCUUUAAUUAGGACAAAGUUUUUAGUUAGUGUUAAUUUAUUUUUCUCAUAUACAUAUUUUUCCUUAUAUUUCCAACACUGAAUGGGUCAAAAUUAUCUUUAAAACCUACCGGAACCUAGAUCCCCAUUCCCACCUCAUGAGGUAUAUGUGGAGUUAAAAACUCUUGGUGUUUUUGCUCACUGGUUUGCUUCUGGUACAAGCAUGAUGUUUUUUGCAGGGGUAGUACCUCAUGUUCAGCAAGGUAGUGUGGAAAACUAGCCUCAGCUAUCAAAAUGACUAUUAAAAUGUAUUUUUGUAAGCAAUCAUUAUUGCAACCCUUUUAAACCUUUCUUAAGUUUGUUAACAUAAAUGAAUUUUCUAGGAUUAUUUUUAAUAAAACAGCAUAGGUGGUAAAUUGUAAAUUUAAAUGCCUGUGAUUUAUUCACAGUUCCUCAAGGCCUAGGGAUGACUAUCAAUUAUAUCCAUCUUCAUGUCAUUACAUCAUGUUGUGCGCUAGCAAGUGAGAAUUUUAAUAGCUUCUUAACUGCCAUGCUUUUUAGGCAAUGAUAAAUAUUUCUCUUAAAUAACUGGCUAUUUUUCUACAUUUUAAAAAUAAUUGAAAUUUAUCUCACCAUAUCUUGUGUAAUAAUUUCAUGCACAAGUGCCUGAGCUAAUCUAGAAACUCUAUAUUCCUAACCUGAAGCACAUUUAGGUGAGUUAUACCAAUUAGACUAUAGACGGGUGUCUAUACUUAGCGUUAGUGACUUUUAAAAUUAGUAGGUUUUGGAGUCUAGAAUUUAUUAGUGGUUUGAAAGAUCUUAAUCAUAUGCAAUAGGUAUUUUAUUACUAAUAAAUUUGAGUAAUUUCAAGAAGGUAUUUUUAUCCUAGGGCCAAGUGUUUCCCAGCACCAAAUAGUCACUGAGUUGGCCUAUAAUAACUUUUAUCUAUUUUCCUACCUAGUAGUUAUUAUUUCUGAAAAUAAGUGUUAGAUAGACACUCUUUGGAAAAGAGUUAUUAUUGGGUUUUGUACAGCUAUUCCCUUUCUGGCUUCUAUCUCAAGGAAUAAUUUUCUAUUAGAGAAUGAAUGAUGCUAUAAUUGGAAAUUAAGAUGAUGUUUUAAAUUGCCUUUAUGAAGUGCAGUUUUUAGAUACUAUAGAUUUUCUUUCAAAAAGUAAAAAUUAUAUCUUAAGAAAUAUGAACUAUAAUUUUAAAGUCUACCUGGAGGAAAAAUGCUAAGAUUCUUUUUAUUGUAGACUAUAUUUGAGAAAAUAUCACAAGAUAGUUCUAUGAAAGCCAUGUUAAUCUGUAAGCAGUUUAAAUAUUACUACAUAUGAGAUUUAUUGAGUCAAAAUUAAUUUCAAAGGAUCAAAUUAUUAUAAUUACUUCAAUUAAAAAAUUGAGUGAGCCAGAGAACAAUAAAUAUGUGUAAUACAGGUAGGAAAUAUUGAUACUGUUAUUGAUUUCUUAUAUAGAUAUUACCAAAUUGAUAUUUCGCAAAAUAUUUCUGAGGGUCAUUUUCCCCUUUAUGUUCCUCUUAUGAUCAAUUAUCAUUAAAAUUCUGAUUAUGUUCUGAAUGAUUCUGAAAGGUAAAAUAGUCAAAAUAUAAUUGUCCCAAUUCUACCUUGUGUUAUGAAAUUACUUAUGAAGAGUUCAUCUUCAUGUAUACAAUAUUUAUAUUUAUGUAAAGAGGAAACUCAGUAAGCAAGCAUUUACUACUUUGUUACAAGAGCAUUCAGAGAAUUUUAAUCGUGAGUCAUGGCCCUGAGGGAGGCAUUCAAGUGGCAGAAUGCAGUGUACGAUAGAGCAGCUCGUUCUUGCAGUGUGGAAGGCAAUACCUGUUCCUGUGUUUCAGAAUGUUAGAGCCUGAUAGGAAUGAGUAAGUUCUUGGAAUACCUUUGUGUGACCAUUGUCUAUCUGAGGGUUACCUUGUUUGUACUUGUGGACAGCUUGUAUGUAUAGUAACUAGGUAAGAAAAACUGGAAAAUUUGAGAAUUUAUUAGAGGACCCAAAAAUAAAUAAAUAAAAUUAUUUAAUAUCUGCUCAUCUGGAAAAUUUCCCUUUAAACUUGUUGCCUACCUUGAACCAUGAUGUGCAGUAUGUAACAUACACUGGUAUUUUAUUGUACUUUCUGGUACAUAAUGAACUUGUUGAGAGAGGUACUGAAUUUUGAUUUUUUGUUGUCAUUGUUCUCAAGGUAACCAAACCUAGGUCAUAGCAAAGACACCAUUAAUUUAGAAAGCCUAAUCUAAACUGAGGUUUAUUAGUAUUUUUAACAGGUAGGAGAAAGUCCAAUACAGAGGUCAUUUACUCCUAAGCCGUCCGUUAUUCCAUUUUUUUUUUUAAGGCAGGACAUGAACUGUUUCUUGCCAGUUUUGAAACACUUUCAAAAACUUGGAAGCUGUGUAAAUCAAAUUAAUUUGCUAUCUAAGUAACAUAGAAAGGACUUAUCUUUGUUUAGCUUCUCUUGUGACCACCCACAUUGGGUGAGACAUGAAAUGAGUGUUCUCAGCUCUGCCCUUUGCUAACUUGAUGAGUUAGUGAAAGCAGGUACCAUGUUCUGUGUAGUGAUCAACAUGUAACUUGUGACUGUACAAUAAACGUGAGCAUAUGGUGCCA